This is a messenger RNA of Aureobasidium vineae, 712 nucleotides long. The record is from the annotation of a GenBank genome assembly. Lineage: Eukaryota; Fungi; Ascomycota; Dothideomycetes; Dothideales; Saccotheciaceae.
ACCAACAACAUCAAUCAUGCCGACCAAUAUUGACGACCUCGAACUGGACGAUCCUCCAACCGUCGAGCCCUACGAGGUUCUAGCCAUCGAAAAGACGGCAACCCAAGACCAGGUCAAGACUGCCUACCGCAAAGCCGCCCUCAAAUGGCAUCCUGGUGCGCACCCUCUUGCCCUUCCCCCUCCCUGUCUACCUCCACUAACAUCACAACANGACAAGGCCAAACGCGAAGACAAAGACACGGCCCACACCAAAUUCCAAGAAAUCGCCCUCGCCUACGCCGUCCUCAGCGACCCCCGCCGCCGCACCCGCUACGACAACACGGGCCGCACCGACGAUUCGCUCGACAUCGACGACGAAAUCUUCAACUGGGGCGACUUCUAUCGCGCCCAAUACGCCAAUGCCGUGACUGAAGAUACCAUUAUUUCCUUUACUCAAGACUACAAAGGCAGUGAUGAGGAAAGAGAAGCAAAACCGCUGCUGCCACAAAGAAGAAGUCCAAAGCAGGAGGAGAUNGGAGAUCUAUCCUCUCUAGCAGCCCUCAUCAGCCAACGCAACAAAGCACGCAGCGAAGACUUUCUCGACAACCUGGCUGAAAAGUACGGAGCCACGGCGCCAAAGAAAAAGGGCAAGAAGAGAGCACAAUCGCCAGAUGAGCCUCCAGAGGAAGCGUUCAAGAGAACGGCAAAGAGAAAGACCAAAAAGUCAAAGGUU